Messenger RNA from Melopsittacus undulatus (budgerigar), 1977 nucleotides. It is a transcript of the gene RAB7A, whose product is annotated as RAB7A, member RAS oncogene family. NCBI's taxonomy places the organism in Eukaryota, Metazoa, Chordata, Aves, Psittaciformes, Psittaculidae. The transcript has 6 exons. The coding region runs from base 118 to 741 and encodes 207 amino acids. Gene Ontology annotation, cellular component: phagocytic vesicle; lysosome; late endosome. The record is from RefSeq and is a predicted model, not a curated record. Gene Ontology annotation, biological process: phagosome-lysosome fusion; endosome to lysosome transport. Gene Ontology annotation, molecular function: GTPase activity; GTP binding.
UGUCGGGGGGAGGCGGAAGUGAAAGCGGGGAGGCGGCGGCGGGGCCCAUUAAAGCGGACGGAGGCGAGCGGGCUGCGGGUCUGCGCGGGCGCCGCGGCACACGCACCGGUGGAAAAGAUGACUUCUAGGAAGAAAGUGUUACUGAAAGUCAUCAUCCUUGGGGACUCCGGGGUGGGAAAGACAUCACUCAUGAACCAGUAUGUGAACAAGAAAUUCAGUAACCAGUACAAGGCCACGAUAGGUGCAGAUUUCCUCACAAAAGAGGUGAUGGUGGAUGACAGGCUAGUGACAAUGCAGAUCUGGGAUACAGCAGGCCAAGAGCGAUUUCAGUCUCUGGGAGUUGCCUUCUACAGGGGAGCAGACUGCUGCGUGCUGGUGUUCGAUGUCACGGCCCCCAACACGUUCAAAACCCUCGACAGCUGGAGGGACGAGUUCCUCAUCCAGGCCAGCCCGAGGGAUCCCGAGAACUUUCCUUUUGUUGUGCUGGGAAACAAGAUUGACCUAGAAAACAGACAAGUCACCACAAAACGGGCACAAGCCUGGUGCUACAGUAAAAACAACAUCCCCUACUUUGAAACCAGUGCCAAGGAGGCCAUCAAUGUGGAACAGGCUUUCCAGACGAUUGCACGAAACGCACUUAAACAGGAAACCGAAGUGGAGCUUUACAACGAAUUCCCCGAACCCAUCAAACUAGACAAGAAUGACCGAGUGAAGGCUUCCGCGGAGAGCUGCAGCUGCUGAGGGGAGAGGCAGGGGUUGAGCACAGUCCUUCACAAACGAAUAUCACACUUAGGCCUUCAAACACACAGCCCCUCUCCUGUGUUUAAAACGAAAUUAAAGGUAUCUCCAUCUCCAGCUGCCAAACCCCCCCCAUCUCCCAUGAGCAUCUGUGAGCCCCGCACCCCAGAGCUCACCCCCCCCCACAUCCCAUCACACUUCAUGGUAACAGACCUUUCUCUUAGUUUAAAAUGGAAACUCUUAUGUAUGUUUGGAACUGAAUUGAAUUCCAGGUGUCCAAGGGAGAGAAACUGUUUACAGGUAAUCUGUGUAACAAGUUCAUACAUUUUUAAGUGUCUGGUGUUUUCCCCUGUGAAGGCUGCAGCUGGAAAGGCUGGUUACCUGUAGUUCAUCGCAAGCUCAGCACUCAGUCCAACUAGGUUGAGUUUUGUAUGUAUCUCUGUUAAUGCUUGUUACUUUUAACUAAUCAGAUCUUUUUACAGUAUCCAUGUAUUAUGUAAUGCUUCUUUAGGAAAAAUCUUAUAGUACAUGUUAAUAUAUGCAACCAAUUAAAAAUGUAUAAAUUAGUGUAAAAUUCCUGAAUUUACAUGGUCAAGUACUGAAACACAGAUUGGGUAGGAAGUGAGGAGGACACUUGAGAACUGCAGCGUGGUGGUGACACACGGUCCAGAGAGGCAGUGUUCUGUACAGCAGAGCUGAGCUAGGGAAAGCCUCCUUGGCCUGGGGCCGGGAGGGCUUCAUCUCCUGGGAAAUCUGUCUGGCUUCCUUGUAUCCAAGUGGUCAGAUUUGCGGAACAGCGUUGAUGUGCACACUGGAUUAUUGGAUUUCAAAUUAAAUACGGCUAUAAAACAACCUCAUUUGUUCACCUCCCUGACUGCUUAACUCCUAACAUCCUGGAGCGAGUGUGGGAAGGGGCCGGAGCUGAGGUGUCCCGGGGGCUCUGGGUGCUGUGGGUGAAGCACUCUCCCACCGGGGCUGUGGUAGCUGUUUCUUGAUGAACGACCUGGACACUGAAUCUUCCCUUUCUUCUUACUGACUGCUAAUCUGGAUUUUUGGUAUGGAAAAACUUGGCAAUCUAGUCCCUUUCCUCUUCCUUUCUUCCUGGUAUUUGUUCUUGCGUUUGUAGCUUGCUUAAAUGGAGCCCUUCUACCUGUUUUCCAGAGGUCUACAUUCUAGUACGUAGGCUGAGCUCUUAUGUAAAGAGACAAACAUGAUGCCAAUAAACUUAACAAGAACAAA